This is a messenger RNA of Aspergillus caelatus, 2203 nucleotides long. RefSeq names its product major facilitator superfamily domain-containing protein. The record is from RefSeq and is a predicted model, not a curated record. Gene Ontology annotation, molecular function: transmembrane transporter activity. The transcript is spliced from 4 exons. NCBI's taxonomy places the organism in Eukaryota, Fungi, Ascomycota, Eurotiomycetes, Eurotiales, Aspergillaceae. Bases 1 to 1719 code for a protein of 572 amino acids. Gene Ontology annotation, biological process: transmembrane transport.
AUGACCACCCACAAGGAUUCUCCGGCUAUUGGGGUCAAUGAGGAUCCGAUGCCGCUGGGCUCAGAUACCCCUGAGGUGGCUAUCGAGAACCAGGACCAACAGGACGGUGUUCGAGUCGCUGAAGCAGUGACUGCUUCCUGGUCCAAGAAAUCCCUCAUCAUAACUUAUGCCUCCAUGUGGAUGCUAUACUUUGUCAACGGCCUAAACAACAAUCUAACCUCCAACCUCUCGGCGUAUAUUACAAGUGGUUUCUCGGAACACUCGCUGCUGACGGUCAUCAGCGUUGUGACGAGUGUGAUGGGCGCUGCAUGUGUGAUGCCGAUUGCAAAAGUCCUGAAUCUGUGGGAUCGUACUCUUGGAAUCUCCAUCAUGGUCUUGAUUGCCAUCAUGGGUCUUAUUAUGAUGGCGGGUUGUCACAAUAUCACAACUUAUUGUGCUGCGCAGGCAUUCUAUACGGUCGGCUUCACCGGUAUGAUUUUCAGCGUUGAUGUGAUCACAUCGGACACUUCGUCACUUCGCAACCGUGGUAUCGCAUAUGCCUUCACCUCGUCGCCUUAUAUUAUUACUGCUUUUGCCGGAUCACCCCUAUCCAAUCAAUUCCAUGAGACCAACUGGCGAUGGGCAUACGGAACCAUUUGCAUCAUUCUUCCGAUUGUUGCUUCUCCCUUGAUCAUCACAUGGGAGUUGGCCAAGCGAAAGGCAGACAAGGAGGGUCGAUUGCAGUAUAAGCCGCGUAGCACUCGGACAUGGUGGCAGAGUGUGUGGUUCUAUAUCAUUGAAUUUGACAUCAUCGGGAUUUUCUUCAUGAUCGGUGGGUUGAUCCUCUUCCUCACCUCUUUCAACAUUGCCGGAAAUACCAAAGGAGAGUGGAAAUCGGCCAAGAUAAUUGCCAUGAUGGUAGUCGGAUUUUGUGUCCUUGUUGCCUUCGUUGCCUAUGAACGCUGGGGAGCGCCGAAACCAUUUAUUCGUUUCUCGCUACUCUCGAAUCGGACUGUGAUCGGUGCUUGUCUGCUGGAUAUCACAUAUCAAGUUUCCUACUACUGCUGGGCCAGCUACUUUACCUCUUUCCUACAGGUGGUCUUCAACACAAGCCUCACCCAGGCCGGUUACAUUAGUGCGAUAUUCGACUUGAUGGACCCCAUCUGGCUUCUUGGCUGUGGCUACCUUAUCCGAGUUACUGGCCGGUUCAAGUGGCUGCUCAUGUUUGCCGUUCCACUCUACCUGCUGGCCAGUGGCUUGAUGAUCUAUUUCCGCGCCCCCGGUCACAGUGUCGGGUACAUGUGCAUGUGCCAGAUCUUCCUAGCUGUCGGUGGCGGCACCAUGAUCUUGAUUGAACAGGUGGCUGUCCUGGCAGCUGCCAAGCAUGAAGACUAUGCCUCCAUGUUGGCGCUGCUCAGUGUAUUUGGUAAUGUGGGCGGUGCUGUGGGCAGUAGCGUGUCUGGCGCCAUCUGGACCAACACGCUUCCGAAGAAGCUGCGCGAGCUGUUGCCAGCGGAAACAAAGGAUCAGUGGGCGGAUAUUUACGAGUCGCUGGAUGUUCAGCUUAGUUAUCCCGUGGGCUCGCCUACUCGCACCGCCAUUCAAAACGCGUAUGCGUUCAGCCAACGGAACAUGAUGAUUGCCGGGACCGCUGUGAUGGGCUUGUCCAUUGGCUGGGUUCUGAUGAUGAGAAACAUCAAGGUGAAAGACAACAAGAAUGUAACACAAGUUCUAUUUUAGGCUUGAAUGCCAGAAAUUGACCCGCGUCGCCGUAUUCCCCGAGUUCAUGGUCACACGCUCACAUUCGCCGGCCUGUGAGAAAAGAUUAUUCUAGAACAACAAUGGAAGAAUGAGCAGUAGAUCUACUACUAGGUGGGGCGAAACUUGUGUGCGUGGAACCAGGGUCCCCGUAUGCUCGUCGUGGUUGCAUCUCUGCGUCUCCUGUCCUAGUCACCCUGUGUGCUUGUGAUCGUUUUCACUUACAACUUAAAGGGUUCCAAGCCUUAAAAAAGGGGGGGAGUACGACGCGAGAGAAAUAGGGCCCCUUGGCAAAGGGGCACUGAGUACUAUCCAAGCUAAUCUAGAGGUUGGAUUGCUGGACGGCAGGUUCUUGGCCGAUGCAAGGAUACAGUUUAGGGAUAAUUUAAGAGUUGCUCACUAUUUUCGUGUGCAUGCAAAGUAAUGCACCUGUCGAUAUGUAGCUCAUGGAAUAUCAUUUGAAAAU